AUGGACGCUAAGGAGGCAAAAGAAGAAGAGGGGGAGAGUGCAGGGGUGGGAAGCAAACCACAAGUACAGUUGCGCCUAGAUCUUCAAAGGGCUAGAGGGCAGUGCGAGAGUCCCCGUAGCAGCAUCAGCGAUGGGAACAGCAUCAGUAGCAGGGAACUGCAGCCUGAACAUUCCAUUUCAGCGGUAACGGAGCUUCAACUCGGCGUCGUGGGUAAAACCACGAGGUCUCAGGACACGGCGCUGCCGCCAGGUGUACCCCAGGCACAGCUUAAGGUCUUCGUUACACCAAAGCCUUGCGCUGCAAAACAGCAGCUGGACCUAAGUGCAGUUGGCGGGAAUUCACAUGAAGAAAACGUAUUCGGUUUGACAGCUGCGCCAAAUCUCGAGAAUGCUCAGUCCAUACCGCGUUUCCUUGCGGACUAUUCGGCAGAUUUACCAGGUGCCAUCCUUUCCUCCGGCCAAGCCUCGGUUGACCCGUGCGAGGGCGCGUACCAGGAGCACUCGUCACAGGGCGAGCCGGAAAAGGCGGGUACAAUAGAGGCCAUCAAAAGGUCCCUGAUCUUUAACCUCGACUGGAGCCAAGCAUACAGCGUAGCCGCUCAAGCAGACGAGGAAACAUCAGCAGAGCACGAUGCAAAUCGUGUGGUGCGAGAGUUGCUACUGCGAGAGCAGCGUGAUCUAAUGCAGAUGGAGAGUGUGCUUCAGAGGGAAGAUCUGAGGCGCGAGCUUGCGGUGCUGAACCAGGUGCUGCGUGGUUGGGAUAAGGUCGAAGCUUUAGACAAACAGCUCGAAGCCGCUGAAAGGAGGCUGGAAGAGGUUGAAGCAGCAGUUCUCGCUGUGAGGACUCAACUGAGGUACAACCACAUUCAGCUAGCUGCUGCAAAGACCGAAGUUGCACAGAUCACCGCGGCACGCGGCGCAGGGACGCUGAGCAGAUAUAAUAGGGGGCACAGAGAGAAUGGCUGUGUAGCCUCAAGGGCCGACCUCUUCUUAGGUCGUGACAACAGCUGGGUGGACUUCAUGAUUCUUGAUGUUUUCGCUGCUGCAGAGACAGCUGUACAGAAGCAUAGGCUUCAUGCCUCUUGUUCCCUACCGAUUGGCAGAGCUCCUAUCUCCUCAUCCGUUCCUCAUGAGUCUUCCCUUCCUUCACAAGGGUGCAUUGUAGGGUCAGUGUCCCCCGACCUGAGCUCGCCAUAUGUGGAUUCAGGUCUUGAAACGCGAGUGCCACGUGGCGGCUCUCCCUUACAGCGGCUGCAGCCGGUGCGACGCCUGCAGCGUGCAGCGGGGACCUUCAGGCUCUCAAAGGCUCCAAGAAACCUGCGGCGGCGGUUGCAGCAAGCAGCAACAGCUGCUAGUGCUGCGUCUGUUGGGGCAACGCAAGCCUCCGACUGUUGCGACCAAGGGCACGUAGUGCGUGAGCGGGGAACCAGGCUCCUGCGUGCGUCAGUAGCGGGACCUGUGGCACCAGCAGCAGCAGUAAGAGAAGGCGUACCCACGUCAGUAGUUUCGACGAUACGUGGGCAGACAGCUUCUAAAACCGAUGCAGGAACACCUGCAUCCUCACAAGCAGCAACAACACCAGCAGAAAUAGGGUUCUGGCGGGUUGUUACUAGGCGUAGAAAGCAUCGUAGAGACUCUGGCUUUAAAAGAUACAAUUGUGGCCGAAGUGCCCUAGCAUGCAACGCCCCGCAACCGGCAUACUCCUCAGAAGGUGCUAUAACAACAGCGCAAGAAGACACAGCAGCGCUUUGCAGCACCACUCACGCUGAAGAUGAAAGGGUAGAGGCUGGACCAAAACAAUGCUAUUCAAAUGGGUGCCACUCAAUGGAGGCCACUGCUGCACCCACACUCGCAGGCGACCCCUCAACUGCCUUCGUGUGGGUUGAAAUCCCGCACUCUGAAGAGGCUCUGGAAGAGCUACUAGCAAUAGACAAAAGGCUGGAAGAGCUAGCUAGCCAGAUGGCUGCCCAGCAGGUCGUCUGGAACGUACAGCUGGCAUCGUCUACAUUUCAGGAGCUACCUGAAUCCACUCCAAAACCAGUGGGAGAGCAGCCGGCAGCCCUCCUGGAUAUCCCAAUUAAGAAUGGUCCUGUGGUAUCGCGCGCCUCAGAGGGGCAUUUUGAAUCAGAAUGGACCAUGCAACAUGAGGUAAACUAUCCAGCACAGACGAAUGCAUCGGCUAAAGGCGGCGAAACCUCAUUUUCUUCCUCAUGCCAUUUGCUGCAAAGCAUCGAUGCAGCAGAUGUACCUAGGGCAGCGAGAAAGGCGUGA
This is a messenger RNA of Cyclospora cayetanensis, 2271 nucleotides long. RefSeq lists its product as uncharacterized. The record is from RefSeq and is a predicted model, not a curated record. The transcript has 6 exons. The coding region runs from base 1 to 2271 and encodes 756 amino acids. Lineage: Eukaryota; Apicomplexa; Conoidasida; Eucoccidiorida; Eimeriidae.